AUGUUUAGCAAGAAGAGUCAAACAUUUAAACCAAAGAAGAAUAUACAGGAGGGUUCAAAACAGUAUCAGCUGAAGCAGUAUGCAGAGGCGACACUGGGCUCUGGCAAUCUGCGCGCAGCAGUGUCACUGCCUCCUGGCGAGGACCUCAACGAGUGGCUGGCAGUAAACACGGUGGACUUUUUCAAUCAGAUCAACAUGCUGUACGGCACGAUCACAGAGUUCUGCACACCCUCUGAAUGCCCGGUCAUGUCGGCGGGCAACAAGUACGAGUACCACUGGGCCGACGGCCAGACCGUCAAGAAGGCGAUCAAGGUGUCGGCGCCCGAGUACGUCGACUACCUAAUGACGUGGGUGCAGUCGCAGCUUGACGAUGAGAGCAUCUUCCCGUCCAAGAUCGGCGUGCCCUUCCCCAAGAACUUCCAGCCCAUCGUCAAGACCAUCUUCAAGCGUCUGUUCCGUGUCUAUGCGCACAUCUAUCACUCUCACUUCCAAAAGAUCGUCAACUUGGGCGAGGAGGCGCAUCUCAACACAUCACUCAAGCACUUUAUAUUCUUCAUUCAAGAGUUCAACCUAGUGGACAAGAAGGAGUUAGGUCCUCUUGCCGAACUAAUUGACACUCUCAUCAAGAAUUGA
Acytostelium subglobosum LB1 is the source of this 633-nucleotide messenger RNA. RefSeq lists its product as hypothetical. The coding region runs from base 1 to 633 and encodes 210 amino acids. Gene Ontology annotation, cellular component: nucleus; cytoplasm. The record is from RefSeq and is a predicted model, not a curated record. The transcript has a single exon. Gene Ontology annotation, molecular function: protein kinase activator activity. NCBI's taxonomy places the organism in Eukaryota, Evosea, Eumycetozoa, Acytosteliales, Acytosteliaceae. Gene Ontology annotation, biological process: signal transduction; positive regulation of protein phosphorylation.